AUGGCCGACCAAGUGCAAGAGUUCCUCGAGGUGCCGCGCGAGUUCCUGAAGGACGGCAUCCAGUUCAUCAACCGUGCCCAGAAGCCCGACCGCCGUGAAUUCAUCAAGAUCUCCCAGGCCGUGGGUGUUGGUUUCCUGGUUAUGGGCGCCGUCGGUUACUUCGUCAAGCUUAUCCACGUACCCCUGAACAACAUCCUCGUCGGCGGCGCGUAA
Messenger RNA from Dichotomopilus funicola, 213 nucleotides. RefSeq lists its product as uncharacterized. The transcript is spliced from 4 exons. Gene Ontology annotation, biological process: protein targeting; post-translational protein targeting to membrane, translocation. Bases 1 to 213 code for a protein of 70 amino acids. The record is from RefSeq and is a predicted model, not a curated record. Gene Ontology annotation, molecular function: transmembrane protein transporter activity. NCBI's taxonomy places the organism in Eukaryota, Fungi, Ascomycota, Sordariomycetes, Sordariales, Chaetomiaceae. Gene Ontology annotation, cellular component: membrane; Ssh1 translocon complex.